AUCAGACUGCUCUUCCUCGUCACUAACACAGCAGCAACGCCCACAAUAGCCACCAUGUCGAGGCCGACCGUUACCGUCAUCUCCGCCAAGGGCGAGGCCACCAAGGACACCGUCACCGUCCCCAAUGUCUUCAAGGCACCCAUCCGCCCGGAUAUCGUCCAUGCGGUCCACACUGGCAUGAACAAGAACCGCCGCCAGCCAUACGCUGUCUCCGAGAAGGCGGGUCAUCAGACUUCUGCUGAGUCCUGGGGUACUGGUCGCGCUGUGGCCCGUAUUCCCCGUGUCUCUGGUGGAGGAACUCACCGCGCCGGUCAGGCUGCGUUCGGUAACAUGUGCCGCUCCGGUCGCAUGUUCGCUCCCACCAAGGUCUGGCGCAAGUGGCACCAGAAGAUCAACCUAAACCAGAAGCGCUUCGCUACCGCCUCUGCCCUCGCUGCGUCAGGAAGCCCUGCUCUCCUCCUCGCCCGUGGCCACCAGAUCAGCACCGUCCCCGAGGUCCCGCUCGUCAUCUCCUCGACCGCUUUCGCUGAUGCCGCUAUCAAGAAGACCUCCGCUGCCAUCGCUCUACUCAAGGCUGUCGGUGCCGGUGCUGAUGUCGAGAAGGCCAAGAACUCGCGCAAGCUCCGCGCUGGUAAAGGUAAGCUUCGUGGCCGCCGCCACAAGCAGCGUCGUGGUCCCCUUGUCAUCUACAACCCCGAUGAGGAUGGCAAGGACCUCGUCCUUGCUUUCCGCAACAUCCCCGGCGUUGAGACCUCGUCCGUCUACUCGCUCAACCUCCUCCAGCUCGCUCCUGGUGGCCAUCUCGGUCGCUUCAUCGUCUGGACCUCCUCCGCAUUCGGUGCCCUGGACACCAUCUACGGCUCCACCACCGAGCCCUCAGCGCUGAAGAAGGACUUCCUCCUCCCCUCCACCAUCAUGAGCCAGCCCGACCUCAGCAAGAUCAUCAACUCAAGCGAUGUUCAGAAGGUCCUCCGCCCCGUCCGCGGCGGUGCCGUCUCCAAGCGCGGCGUAGUACAGAAGAAGAACCCGCUCAAGAACUUCCAGGUCCAGCUCCGUCUCAACCCUUACGCUGCUGCCUUUGCAAAGGAGAAGUUGGGCUCGAAGAAGCUCGAGCAGGGCAAGCCUGAGACCUCUGCCGAUUCUUUCUACCAGCUGCUCGACGAGUAGAUGGUGCUUGAAUUUGAUGAUUUCCUAAGGUGUCUUUCUUCCGGGAUGGAAUGGAUGGAUUACGUGGGUGCAAAGUCAUGAUAGAUGGCUAUUAUGAUGUAGCUGUCUGAACAAAAUACCUCAUGAGAAGGUUUCUACUUCUUCACAUAUCUGUCUGAGAUGCAUGGUGAUGUGAUCAUUGUCAACAUGCCACCUUGGUGCAACUUACAGGGCACGCUUAACCUGCAGCUUUCUUAGCCAUUUCCAGCGCCCGUUUCUUACUAGCUUGAUCCCUCUGCAUUGCUACACAACCCAAAUCUAUUGUUCCUUGG
Cucurbitaria berberidis CBS 394.84 is the source of this 1478-nucleotide messenger RNA. RefSeq names its product 60S ribosomal protein-like protein L4. Gene Ontology annotation, molecular function: RNA binding; structural constituent of ribosome. Gene Ontology annotation, cellular component: ribosome; cytosolic large ribosomal subunit. Bases 55 to 1167 code for a protein of 370 amino acids. The transcript has 3 exons. The record is from RefSeq and is a predicted model, not a curated record. Gene Ontology annotation, biological process: translation. NCBI's taxonomy places the organism in Eukaryota, Fungi, Ascomycota, Dothideomycetes, Pleosporales, Cucurbitariaceae.